AUGGUGGACACCGUUUCCGGGAAACUUGAACGGCGACGAUGCUGGCCGGGAUUAUUGGCGACCGCGUACGUGUGCGGGCUUCUCGUGUGGACGUGCGGAAUUUUGAGAUGCGGCGGACAAAAGCCGAUCAAUCUCGGCGGCGUCAAGCGACGGGACGUUUACAUCGCCGGAUUCUUCCCGUACGGGAACCACGUGCCCGAGAGCCACGUCGGUCGCGGCGUUAUGCCGUCCGUGAAGCUCGCCGUGGAUCACAUCAACGAGGAUCCAUCGGUGCUACGAAACUACCGACUGCACAUGUGGUGGAACGAUACAGAGUGCAACGCGGCGGUCGGCGUGAAGGCAUUCUUCGACAUGAUGCACAGCGGACCGCACAAGGUAAUGCUGUUUGGGGCAGCUUGCACCCACGUCACCGAUCCGAUCGCGAAAGCAUCCAAGCACUGGCGUCUCACACAGCUCAGCUACGCAGACACGCAUCCGAUGUUCACGAGCAACAGCUUUCCAAACUUCUUUCGGGUGGUGCCGUCCGAGAACGCGUUCAACGCACCGCGCGUAGCGCUCUUGAUACACUUCAAUUGGACCAGAGUCGGCACAAUUUACCAAAACGAGCCGAGAUACGCUCUAGCGCACAAUCGAUUGGUCGCCGAUCUAGACGACAGCAAGAUGGAAGUCGUGGAGACGCAAAGCUUUGCCACGGAGGUGACCACGGCGCUCGAGAAGCUCAAAGAGAAAGACGUUCGAAUCAUUUUGGGGAAUUUUAACGAGAUCUGGGCCAGGCGAAUAUUCUGCGAAGCGUUCAAAUUCGGUAUGUUCGGAAGGAAGUAUCAAUGGGUGAUCAUGGGUACGUACACGGAAGAAUGGUGGCUUCAGCCCGGAGGCGGUUGCGCUCCCUCGGAACUCACGGAAGCCUUGCACGGUGCCAUUCUGACGGAUCUGCUACCGUUGACCACGGAACGAAUUACGCCGGAUCAAUAUCGGGUCGAGUACGACUCGAGACGGGGCACGGAGUACUCGAGAUUCCACGGAUACACGUACGACGGUAUAUGGGCGGUCGCUCUGGCUAUACAACACGUCGCGCGUCGGAUAAGACACUAUCGUCGCAAUCAAACCAUCUCGGAUUUCAGAUACAGGGACGCGCUCUGGGAGAAACUAUUCCUCGAAGCCCUCAGAAACACCAGUUUCGAGGGAGUGACGGGCCCGGUACGUUUCUACGAUAACGAAAGGAAAGCGUACAUUCUGUUGAAGCAGUUUCAAAGUGGCAGCGAAGUUAAAGUCGGCGAGUACGACGGCGUCACGGAUGUACUGGACCUGACCAGAGGUCAGCCUUUGGUUUGGAGAGGAAGAUCACCGCCGAAAGAUCGAACACUUCAUAUCAUCGAACACUCGACCGUAAAUAUUACAAUAUACGCCGUGCUGGCUUCAGCGGCUAGCGUCGGUAUCGUGAUGGCGGCCAUUUUUCUAGCCAUCAAUAUCAGAUACAGAAAUCAAAGAUACAUAAAAAUGUCAUCGCCGCAUUUAAACAACCUCAUUAUCGUCGGAUGCAUGCUGACCUACAGCAGUGUAAUUUUCCUUGGGUUAGAUUCGCAGCUGUCCAGCGUAACGGCAUUUCCGUAUAUUUGCACCGCUAGAGCGUGGCUACUGAUGGCUGGUUUCUCGUUGGCCUUCGGUGCCAUGUUCUCCAAAACAUGGCGGGUUCACUCCAUCUUCACCGACGUUAAGCUGAACAAGAAGGUCAUAAAGGAUUACCAGUUAUUUAUGGUGGUCGGUGUAUUGUUAGUUAUUGAUUUGGGGAUUAUGACGACGUGGCAGGUUGCGGAUCCAUUCUACAGGGAGACCAAACAAAUGGAGCCCUACCCACAUCCAUCCAGCGAGGACAUAAUCAUCAUACCGGAAAACGAGUACUGUCAGAGCAAUCGUAUGACCGUAUACUUGGGAUGCAUAUACGCGUACAAAGGUCUCCUAAUGAUAUUCGGCGCGUUUCUGGCAUGGGAAACGAGACACGUCAGUAUUCCGGCGUUGAACGACAGCAAAUACGUCGGGAUGAGCGUGUACAACGUGGUAAUCAUGUGCGUAACCGGAGCAGCUAUAAGUUUCGUGCUGGCCGACAAGCAAGACGCCAUGUUUAUAAUGCUAGCGGUCUUUAUAAUAUUCUGCAGCACAGGUACCCUGUGCUUGGUUUUCGUGCCGAAGCUGAUCGAACUGCGGCGAAAUCCCCAAGGAGCGAUAGACAAACGAAUCAGAGCCACGCUGAGGCCCAUGUCGAAGACGUGCCGGGACUCGAGUAUGAGCGAACUAGAGGAACGUCUGAAGGAAGCUACCUUGACGAAUCAAAAGUUUCGUAAGCAACUCGUGGAGAAAGACUCCGAGUUACAGAUGUUCCUAAGAAGACUCGACGACCAAGGCGCCUCGAACACGCAAGAAGCAAUGGACAGACUGACGGUGCCGCGGCAAGAAGGGACCAUAAAGAAAGAAGGCCUGUCCGUCAACACGGAAACAACCGACAUCUCGAUGUCUAUGUGCAGCCUGAACUCGACGACGAUUUCGCAACCGGAAGCGGAAUAUGUGAACGCGAAUGCUAUCGAGCAACAGGCAGCAAGGAAGAAGACCUCGUUUUCCAGGAUUCCAGCCAUCGCCAUCGACAGCGAAAGAGUACCCCUGGUGCCGCAAACGGAGCCCGUGAAACUGACCUCCGAGAGCUUCUCCUCCUCAUCCGUGCCACCGCAAUCGGCAAUGAAACACACGGCGGAGGAUUCGAGUCGUAGAAGAAGGUCGGUCGCCUCCGGUAAGGAGAGCGAGCCUCUCAUCGAGAGAAGUCCAGAGUCGCGUCCAGACGGUAAAACCAACGUCGAUUUCGUGCCGGAGAUUGUCGAGGAAGGCGAUGCAGUUAUCCUCGAGGAGACCGAGAUUCCCAGGCACGGUAAGACGAUCAGAUGCAGGGACGAUCGUAGGUCGAGACUUCCGACGCCACCGCCGGCGAAAAAUGUCUCGUUCGGUGAACUCCACGAGCAAGACUAUCUCGAGCAAUCUAUCCUCCCGCCUCCGAUGCAAUUCGUACCGAAGCACCGACAUUCCGUCGCGGCGAACGUGUCCUCUCAUCACUCUCUGAAAAGAAGAUCGUCCGUCAAGAGCAACGGUAUGGCCCACUCCCAUCACGAGCUGUUCCAAACUCGACGGACCAGCGUGCCGAUAAAUUCGAUCAGCUACAUCUCGACCGAGAACGUUUCCAAGUCCGAGAGAGCCGAAAUUUCUCUGGGCUCGUUCGACAAGUCGUACGUGAUCGGGGAAUGCGGGCACAGGCGAGCUCUAAUAGCUGGGACCGGGUAUCGUUGCGAGAAACACGGCGGCGGUGGACGUGGACACUCGCACGCGACGUUAAACGGUUCGGCUGAAACGCCGCCCGCGCCUAGGCGACAGAGGAAACGGUACGACUCGCAGAACGCCAGCUCGCCGAGCGUCCCGGCGAUGGUGAACGCGAGCUACUCCGAUACCGAGAAAUGCGAGGAAUCCGUGUCGACGAUAAUCCAACGGUCCGUAUCGGAGAGAUCGCGGGAAAAGUGUCCACGGUUGCGAACCGAGGGACACGCGGUGAUCGAGUGCCCUCAUCGCGUCGCCCGCAGGAUACGAGAGUGCAGGCACACAGAUUCGAAGCUACGGCAACAGGCUCGGCGGCUCGAGUACGUCCAGAGCACGCCGAACGUGGCCACCAUUCACAACAACAAGUUCGCGAGCGCGAAUCCUCGCGGCGGAGGCGGUCCAGGUGGCGUGGACGGUAAUGGAACCGGUGUUGGUAUGGGUAUCGGUGGAGGUGUCGUUGGAUCGGUAACCACCAGUUCGGACGUUGUCGGCGGUUCGACGGUCAACGUCUCGAAGAUGUACAGCGCCGUGUCGGACGGCGAACUGCUGGAUCUAACGAUUCUACCGAUCUUUCAAAAAUUGCUCACCGAGAGGCACAAGAGCUCGAGAGGCGGCUACGGAGCCAGCGUGGCCAGCUGCCCGAAUAUAUCGAUCAAAUGCGACAUCGUCGAGUAUCUUUAA
Molecule: messenger RNA, 4032 nt
Organism: Dufourea novaeangliae
Lineage: Eukaryota; Metazoa; Arthropoda; Insecta; Hymenoptera; Halictidae
Gene: GABA-B-R2
Product: gamma-aminobutyric acid type B receptor subunit 2
Exons: 18
Coding region: 1-4032 (1343 amino acids)
Biological process (GO): G protein-coupled receptor signaling pathway; gamma-aminobutyric acid signaling pathway
Cellular component (GO): G protein-coupled receptor heterodimeric complex; membrane
Molecular function (GO): G protein-coupled GABA receptor activity
Source: RefSeq, a predicted model, not a curated record